AUGGAAAGAGCUGACUGGGAUAUCGUUGACGAUGGAGAAAAUCUGAGAGAGUGCUCAAGCGAUACCGAAGUCUCCCUGGGUCAGGAUUUCCUGCUUAACGUGGUGGGGUUUGAGAGGAAAUUGAAGACGAUGCAAACUAGAGUGUUUGUUGUACACAUGACACCCUCUAUCGGGUCUCGCUUCUUCUUGAUGGCCAAAGUGGCUGAAAUGAUGACUGAUGAAUAUGUAUGRAUUCUCACAGAUGGGCUAACUAAUCUCCUUGAUUCCAUGGAUCCUUCUGUCAUUGAUUCCAUGCAAGGCGUAUUGGGAAUAAGACCCUAUGUUCCAAAAUCCAAAGAACUCGAAAAUUUCAAAGUUAGAUGGAAAAAGAAGUUCCAACAAGAUAGCCCAUUAAUGAGCAACCUAGACAUCUUUGGGCUAUGGGCUUAUGAUACUGCCAAGGCACUAGCAAUGGCAGCAGAGAAAGUUGGAGGUGAAAAUUCUAGCUACCAGCAGAUACAAUUCUCGGAGAAUUCCACCGACCUUGCCACACUUGGAGUCUCUCAAAUAGGUCCCAAGCUUCUCCAAACAAUUCUGAAGACUGAAUUUCGAGGCCUAAGUGGGGAAUUCCGCCUUGUUGAUGGGCAAUUGCAAUCAUCAGCCUUCCAGAUUCUGAAUGUGAUAGGGAAUGGGUGGAAAGAAGUAGGAUUCUGGACUCCAAGAAAUGGAAUUCUGAGAGAAAUGAAUGUUACAAGUACACAAGUUUAUUCAACUUCGAAGGGCAAUCUCCGCACUAUUAUAUGGCCGGGUGACACUACAGCUAUACCCAAGGGUUGGGUGAUUCCUACCAGUGGAAAGAAGUUGAGAGUUGGAGUUCCAGUGAAAGAUGGAUUCAGUGAGUUUGUGAAGGUGACACGAGAUUCACAUACUAACCAAACAAUUUUCACUGGAUACUGCAUCGACGUAUUCAAGGCUGUAAUGGAGGCAUUGCCAUAUGCAGUACCUUACGAGUUUGUUCCCUUCGAGAAGGCUGAUGACAAAAGCGUUGGUAGUUACGAUAACUUGACCUACCAAGUAUAUCUCCAGCAAUAUGAUGCAGUCGUGGGAGAUACUACUAUCAUAGCCAAUAGAUCCCUGUAUGUAGAUUUUACAUUGCCAUAUACAGAGUCCGGAGUAUCCAUGAUUGUUCCAGUAAAGAAGGAUGAUAAGAAGAAUGCAUGGAUUUUCUUGACACCUUUGAGUAGGGAUCUUUGGUUAAURAGUGGUGCUUUCUUCAUUUUCACUGGAUUUGUUGUUUGGGUUCUUGAACAUCGAGUAAGUGAUGAUUUUAGAGGUUCCAUUGGAGAUCAAAUCGGAGUGACUCUUUGGUUCUCCUUCUCAACGCUCGUUUUCGCACACAGAGAGAGAGUUGCAAGCAAUUUGGCUAGGUUCGUUGYGAUCAUUUGGGUGUUUGUUGUUCUCAUUCUUUCCUCAAGUUACACGGCAAGCUUAGCUUCGAUGUUGACAGUCCAGAAGCUCCAACCCACCAUUACUGAUGUACAAGAGCUCAUAAAAAGUGGAAAGAAUGUUGGCUACCAAGAUGGUUCAUUCGUGGUGGGGUUCUUAAAAAAGAUGGGUUUUGAUGAGUCCAAGCUGAAGGUUUAUAACUCUGUAGAAGAAUGUAAUGAUGGUUUGACGAAAGGGAGUCAUAAUGGUGGCUUUGAUGCUGUUUAUGAUGAGAUCCCUUACAUCAAGCUCAUUCUAUCAAGUUAUUGUUCCAAGUACACAAUGGUUGGACCUACGUAUAAAACUGAUGGCUUUGGCUUUAAACUUGCUGCCAGCAAUCACACUCUAUGGGGUUUCUUUCGAUCUCUACCUGCAGAUUUUCAUGGUUAUUUUGUACCUUCUGAAGGUUACUUCGGUGGAUUGUGGCUUGGGUGGUGUAAUGAAAUUUAUAUAGACCAUUUGGCAUUGUUGAUUAAUUCUUCUCUUCAUUUCAUCAAAUUUGUUGUUUUCAUUGGAAUUUAG
Molecule: messenger RNA, 1986 nt
Organism: Nelumbo nucifera (sacred lotus)
Lineage: Eukaryota; Viridiplantae; Streptophyta; Magnoliopsida; Proteales; Nelumbonaceae
Source: RefSeq, a predicted model, not a curated record